Molecule: messenger RNA, 702 nt
Organism: Penicillium olsonii
Lineage: Eukaryota; Fungi; Ascomycota; Eurotiomycetes; Eurotiales; Aspergillaceae
Source: the annotation of a GenBank genome assembly
AUGUCGAACCUCAAUCAAGAACAACUCAAAGUCCUCGAACAGUCUCGCCAGCGACUUGUCCAACUCACCCACUCCCUGGGCUCUCUCAUCGGAAGUCUAAAUUCAAGCGACCCUCUCCCACCAUGGUCCUCCCUCCAGUCCCAAGCAAGCAUCAUCUCCAACAACCUCAUAAGCGUCUCUGAACAACUCUCCGACAACCGCGACCUCCUCUCCACCCUAGUCGCCUACCCGGGCCCCGAAUACCCAGGCCGCACCCAAGCCAGUACCCUCGAGCAACUACUCCGCACAAAGCUCGACCCCCGCGUCGAAGACUGGGUCGCGCGCGGUCGCACAGCAGGCACUGAAACACCCGCCUCCGAUACCCUCAGCGACGCGCAGCUCGCGCAACUAUGGGAAUGGGCACCGCUGGAAGCGAAUCAGGAAGCGAGACGGAGGAAUUGGGGCGGGAACUUCACGCUUGAGGAACGCGAGGCUGGAAUCGAGAAUGUUGUUACGGGAUUGAAGAGACAGCUUGAGGACGAUGAUGGGUCCGAGGAGGAGAGCGAGGAAGAUGAGGAUGAGAUGGAUGUUGUUGGUGUUCAUCGCAAGCCUGGGGCUGCGGGACUGGAGUUUGAUAUUGCGCCUCAUCAUCCGCACUCUGUGCAGCCGUUUGUGCCGCUGGAUCUGAUUCUGCGGCAUAUGAGUACUGGGCGCAUGCCGUAG